Molecule: messenger RNA, 1542 nt
Organism: Peronospora matthiolae
Lineage: Eukaryota; Oomycota; Peronosporomycetes; Peronosporales; Peronosporaceae
Source: the annotation of a GenBank genome assembly
AUGCUGCAAACCGUCAGGCGACAAUUGGUCGUUGCCGGUGACACUCUGCCAAGCGAUCAUGCAUACGCCGUCAUCAUUGGAGCUUCUGUAUGUGUCUUGUCCACUCUUCUUAUCGUCGCAGGCCUCGUGUUCUACUGCAAAGAGCGCAAACGCAACAAGGAGCUCGUACUGGAGCCCUGGGUCGACUUAACAUCCACUUUCCCGACCAGUCAGUUGUCUCCAGGCAUGACAACAGCUACCACCCGGACGUUGUUCAACGAUUUCUCUGAACUGGAAUGCACGCAAUUAACCGAUACCCACAAUCAUUUCUACGUCAUGACGUCGCCCAUUAACAUCCGUGUAGCGUCUCCUGCUGAGUUCAAACACUCUACCGGUACUUUGGACUCGUCCAGCCAGCAUUUGGCGUCCAACGACCCGAUCGACCACAAGUUCGAUGGCUUUGGACGGGGCUGUGGCGAUUCUGAAGACCUCGACUCGUUCGACUCAUUGACGACACACGGUCGGAUUUGGUCCAUUGGAAGUCGCGAGAGCUUCAACGGUGCAGGGAAAUACGUCCAUAGGACGAGCAGCAGUGAUCCAUCGGCGAACACCAAUAGUAAGAACAUCGACUUGAUGGAGUCAAGUUCAGGGCAUAGGGAAUUAUGGCACGACCCUGCUAUCGUGGCCGCACGUAUUCCCAUGGAUAAACUCACGAUUGGUGCGGUCGUUAGUCGGGGAGGAUUCGGAGAAGUACUUAGAGGGACGUACAAAAACCGCGACGUUGCAAUCAAGCGGUUGCUGCCCGAAACGAGGAAAGGCUUGAUCAAAAUCGACGAGUUUCUGGCUGAACUCAAGCUGCAAGCAGCUUUGGAGCACGAACGGAUCGUGCAGUUCAUUGGCGUAGCAUGGGACUCGCUCACAGAUUUAUGUGGAGUCUCCGAGUUCAUCGACGGUGGAGAUCUGCGAGGGCUUCUGAUCCAAUUCGAUGAUGUCGAUCACCGUCCCAUGGGCUUUGAUGCGGAAAAAGCUCGUAUUGCAUUGGAUGUCGCACAUGCACUCACGUACUUGCACUGUCUCGACCCUGUGGUGCUACAUCGCGACCUCAAGUCGAAAAACAUUCUGCUGGAUAGCAACCGGCGGGCCAAGCUCACCGACUUUGGCGUCUCUCGGGAGCGCAGUGACCGCACAAUGACAGGAGGCGUAGGCACGUCGUUGUGGAUGGCGCCUGAAGUCAUGCUCGGCGAACGGUACGAUGAAAAAGCAGACGUCUUCUCGUUCGGCAUCGUGCUCAGUGAAUUGGAUUCGCACAAGCUACCGUACGCAGGUGCCAAGAUCACCGAGACUGGACGCGUUCUUCCAAAUACAGCCAUUCUCCAGCUUGUUUCCUGUGACAAGCUCCGCGUGAGCUUCACUCCACCAAGUUCUCGCGCAUGGGAAGUAAUGGUACAGCUUGGUACUAAGUGCGUAGCUUUUGAUCCCGACGAACGACCCACGGCAUCACAAGCACUAUAUCAGAUGCAGCUGCUGAUGCGCGCAUUUACCCAGACUGGAACCGGGGAAUAA